GAGCAGAUGUGCUGUUUCCAAAAUGUUUGCCCUGUGACCUGGUGGCUUGACUGGCUUAUUUGAUCUUGUCUUGAUAUUAUUUUAAUGUUAUGGGUAAAGACUGACGGACUGUGAAGAGCUGGGAACCUCCAUCGGUGUCUUUGUGUCUGCGUCUGUCAGCAGAGGAAGAGGGUUUCAGGGAGCAGAGAGGGCAUCAUCACUCAGGCAUCCUCUUACUGGGCUCACUGGACUCAAGCCUGGGAACCAGACCAACGCUGACCAUUCUCAUCACGCAAAUGCACCCAGGUGUGCAUUUGGGAUUUCACCAUGGAGCAGAAGCAGCACCAGGACGAGCUCUCUGCAAGGAUCUCCAUCAACAGGCCCGGGAUGAUCCAACCUUCAUGUAGAGGAUCAUCACUGGUGACAGGAGUUGAAUCUACAGCUACAACUCAGAGACCAAACAGCAGUCUUUGCACUAGAAGAGCCCACAGUCUGUAAGACUGAAAGAGAGGAAGUCGUUGAUUGCCACCAGUCUGAUCGUGGCUGUGUCGCUCUUCGUGGUCGUGGUGAACUACUCGGAGAAGCCUUACUUCCUCCUGCAGCCUGUUUUCGGUCAGACGUUCAGCAGCCACUGGAUAUUCUCCAAGCAGCCAUACAAGGCCUUCAAGCCUCACCUGGGCUAUGUCAGCAUCCCCAAACAGGAGCCCCUGAAGCUGCACUGUGAGCUCUGCAGCAUCGUAUCCAGCUCCGGCCAGAUGUUGGGGCAGGCUGCCGGCCCGCAGAUCGAUCGUUCCCCCUGCAUCUGGCGGAUGAACAACGCGCCGACGCGGGGGUUCGAGCAUGACGUGGGCCGACGGACCACGCUGAGGGUCGUCUCCCACACCAGCGUCCCCCUGCUACUGCAGAAGCCCCAGUACUUCUUCGGGCAGGGCAACGACACCAUCUACGUCGUGUGGGGCCCGCUGCGAAACAUGAGGAAGGACGGGAAGGGCAUCGUGUACAACAUGCUGCGGCAGGCUGCGGAGAACUACCCUCACGCACGCAUCUACGUCACCACAGAGGACAGGAUGAACUACUGCGACAUGGUCUUCAAGAAAGAGACGGGAAAAGACAGGAUCCAGUCCGGCUCCUACCUCAGCACUGGCUGGUUCACCCUCAUCCUCGCCAUGGACAUGUGCAAAGAGAUCCAUAUCUACGGCAUGAUAAAUGACACCUACUGCAAGACAGAGGGUUACAGAAAGGUCCCUUACCACUACUACGAGGCCGGCAGCCGGGACGAGUGUGCGGAGUAUCAGCUCCACGAGAGCGCCCCCUAUGGAGGACAUCGCUUCAUCACAGAGAAAUCUGUGUUCGCCAAGUGGGCCAAGACUCACGCCAUCAAGUUCUUCAACCCUCCGUGGCAGCUGUCGUGACCCUGGCUGAACCAGCAUGGAGAUACCAUAUCAUCAUCAUCGUCAUCAUCGUUCAAGGACCAGCUGAAUCUUUACACUGACAGAAACCGUGCUCCAUAAUGUGCACAAACGUCCAUCUGGUGCACAAAUUCCAUCCAUAUCCAUAUGAAAAAGGUGUGUUGAGGGUCGUUUGUCAAGUCCUGGUUGGUUAGGGGUGGCGCCUCCAACAUCCAGGCACUUGUUUAUUUGACAACCACUCAAUCAGACAAAUCUCCAUUAAGGUUUGACCAACCCGGAUAGAAAAAGCAUAUCUCCUACUCCUUGAAUAUUGAGUCUUUUUCUCCUGAAUUUGAAAGCUGAAGGAAGUGCACAGCACACUGCUCUGCACUGACUAAUCGAUCCAUUCGCUGCUCUGUGAGUUUAGCAAAAGGAUGGCUUGAAAACUUAACUUUAAAAAAAAGGAGAAAACAACACAAAAAAGACACAUCCAUCCGUCAACUUGCAGUGGCCUCAGCAGCUCAGAUGUCCGCAGGCUCUGUACAUUGCUAAGGUUGAAUUCAAAUCUUAUUCAGGACUGUAGCUGAAGAGGAGCUCAGCGGCCGCCAGACAAGUCACGUUGCCAUGGACGUCUGACGAGCUUGCCCGCUCUGUUUCCUCUGCGUGACUGUUUUCUGUCAGGCUGUAAUUAAUCUAUAACGAGUAUCAUUCCGGCCUUCGUCUCUUGACUGAGGGGGUAUUGAAGGCAGAUGCUCUGUCAGCUUCAAUUUUCUCUGCUCCAACUAAAGAUGCUUCAACAGACAAGGUCAUUUGAAAAAGAAAACACAAGUGAGCAAAAAACUGAUUUCAGUCAUACUCAUAGGUGAACCAGAGGAGUAGAUGUAUAUCUGCUUUUUUUUAUUGUUAUGCUUGGUUGUUAUGCUGUGUGUUGACUCACACACCUUAAAGAUGUCAGCUUUGUUUCUUUUUAAAUAAUGCUGUGAAAUUGAAUUUUAAGAGACAUGUUUUUGGUGUUGGCUUGAUGUCCAGAUGCUAAUUUAUUCUGCAGAGAUAAGUUCCUAACGCUCUUUAACAGUGUGCCAUUGAUAAUAUGAGCAUCACAGCAUAUAGAGCAAUGUGCAAUUAGAAACCCCAUCCUUACGGAAGGAGUUAAGUCAUUUGUGACCCCGCUGAGGGAGAGAUUUAUGUGUGCAGUGAAACCAUUUGAAGUUAAUUGUAUUCUAUUAUCGUUUUGUGCCUGCAAUAUACUCUGCAGUUCAUUGUAUGGAGACAGGAGAAGAUGCUCUCUCUCUCUCUCUCUCUCUCUCUUUCUCACUCAUCUUCUCGUCCAGCUUUGUGCCUCUUUGUGUACAGUAUCACUGUGUGAACACAUCUUCCCAUUUGUCUUUGGAGGCGGCGUGCGUGUCUCCUGGUUCAGGCCAUUACAUUUGAAUGCAUCUGUUCCAGGACAGCAAAAGAAUAAUCAGUGAAGUGCUGAGGUGUGUAGGUUGGCUGGUAGCUAUGGAGGGGGCUGAGACACUCCCACCUCACCUCACCUCCCACCCCUAUCCUCCUCCUGAGGCUGUGAUUAGUGUCCCGGUCAGAGCCGCGGCCCACAGGGGAGGACUGGAAGGAUUCAAAGACUUCUAAUUUAGGCGACUUGAUGCGCAGGGUCCCUGACGACUGUAAUAUACUGCAGCUGAGCUUCACAAUCUUACUUCUGCUGCAAUGUAGUGUUUACUCUCACACACAGGCACUCCAUUUUAAGGACCAUCUCUCUGUAAACAGAGAUUUGGUGAUUUGCAGGACUAUGGAUAUGUAGUGCUUUGGUUAAAACUGGGCUAAAUAUAAGCAUGAAAGUCCAUUUUUGAUCCUGGAAACAAUAGCUUGACAGAAGUAGUUUUUGGGCUGAAUUUGUCUGCUAGAUCCUUCACACUGUUUCAACAGCACUUCACCGACUACAUUGUCAAUACAGGUUAAACCCACACAGUGAAACAUAUUCUUUGAAAUCCUGCUGAAGCAAUUGUUAUUUUUAGAUGUCUAGAAAACCUGCCUUUCUCCACUGCAAGAGCUUUUCCAUGAACAUUUUUUGAAACUCACAAACUUAAUUUUCAAUCAAACUGUUUAAACCAGAGGAGCAAGGCUCUAAAAUUAGUUCCUGGGCCUAAAAACAAUUCCCAGCAGUGAGACUAGGACUUUCUAAUGGGAGGAAUUUACAGUGCUGAUUGGUCAGUUACAAUUUAAUGUUAAUUGAUGUAAAAAAACAAAAACAAAAUUACAUUGUCCGUUUUGAUUAGUCUAGAAAAGAACAAUGAAAUAACCAUGAAACACUCAGCAGAUUGAGUGUGAAAGUUCAUUUUUGACGUUUAAACCUCAGCUGUACAACAGUAACUUACAAAGAAAACCACGAUUCUCUGUGGCACAAAUUUUGAACAUGAUCCAACAAAGAAAAUUGUUUGUUGAUCCAUUAUCUUCCCACUUUGCCUAAUCUUCAUGGUUUUUCAGAUGCAGUGGAAAAACAAACAUGGUCAUGCAGUGUAAUUUUGUGGUUCCUUAGUUCGUAAAACCAUCUGAAUGAAAAAGAAUUAACUUUUAAAGCAUAUUUAACUUCGUAACUGUUGUGUCAAACUGCUUUUUCUCAACUAAGUCAAGAAUGAACUUUCUUGAGCACUUUAUAGAAGUCUUAAAGGUGCUAUGGAUGAAAUAACAACAGCUACUGAGCUUACAUAUCAACAUAUACAUCUCAAUGGCAACUGAGCAAACUCCUUCUCCCGACAAAGACUGUGACAUGGAUGAAAGCUCCAGAAAAAGCUGUUAAUGUAGCAGAGUUGGGAUUGUUUUGUCAAAUUUAGCCCAGUUUUAACUCAAGACAUCUCAAGGUAUUUAAACUGCAAAUCACCAAAAUCAUGCUUAUGGGGGUUUGUGUGUCUGCGCCGUGUUUGGAAACGUGUUUGGCUGUUUUCGCAUCAGGAACAGAAAAAUCUGAUCUCUCCCAGACAGAGCAACACACACCUGCACAUACAGAGACUGUCCUGCAGCUCAGAACUCAAUACUCGUCUGUCCUGUUGUCACCUUGUCACUCAUUGUAAGUCAACCUGGCCAACAAGAGCAUCAGCAAAAUGUAAAAACACUCUAUUUUAAAUUCCUCCUGGUGUUGCUCAGCAGAUAGUAGAUGGCUGUAACACAGGCAGGGUCACGGGUCCGAUUUCCUCUGGGAGGACAUGAACUUGAGAGGUAUUCAGUCCCUGCACUGCGAGCAGCUGCGGAUCAUAAUAUCCACCACGCGAUGUAUGUAAAGCAGAAACAUCUUACAGUAUUACUUCUCCUGCUCAGAAAGACUGGAGAUAAGAUCUGGGCCUCAGGAAGAGUUUUAGUUUUAUUCUGUUCCUGUGGGAAAACAGACAUAGAUACUGAAGCGUGAAUAUGCCAUGCAUGUUACAUGAUUAAUGUACAUCUUUUAUACAUUUCCACUCCAGCCUGUGAUUGUGCAGUCAUCUGGCAGCUUUCCACCAAUCAGUUUUACCCCUACUCUACAGUAUAUCCACCAUAAAUUGUAAAGCACUUAACAUCAAGAUAAGAAAUCAACUUUUUCUGGGAGACAUCUUUUAUCACCAUGAUCUGAUUUUUAGCUGUGUUUUUUCUUGUAUUUUGUUUUAAAUUGUCCACUCACAACUGUAAGAAGAUCACUGUGUUUCUUCUGUUCAUCUUCUCCUUCUUUUUUUCUUUUUUUUAAAAAAAGGUUGCUUUUAUUUUUUGUUGAUGCAGUGGUUUGUGUGCAGCAUUUUUUUCUGCUGCAGGUCGCAUGUUGCCAACAUUUUCUGCUGCUUCAGGCUGUGCACUCGGGUUAUUUUCUGAUCAACAAACACUCCAUUGUUCUCAGCCAGAACACACUGCAAGAAUACCCAUGGAUGUAUUAUGCUGAAUAUUAUGGAGAAUACGCCCUCUUAUAGGUUCCCAUGAAUCAUUUAUGGCUCACAGGAAGGGGGACUGUAGACACAUUGCCUCUGUAACACCAUGAAUAAAAGUGUGGGCAAAGUGAGAGGCAGAUUUGUUGCCUUCGGAUAAAUCCAGACUAGCUGCUUCCAUGCUAGCUAAACUAACUGUAGCUUCAUAUUUACUGUGAUGCCAAUCUUCUCAUCUAACUUUCUGCUAGAAAGCAAAUAAGUAUAUUUACCAAAAUGUCAAACUAUUUCUUUUGAAGUGAAAAAAAUCUCAUAGAAAUACGAAAUUAUCCUUUAAAACUAAAAGUAUCGUUUUUUUCCUCCACUCAGCUGGCAUCGGUAUUCAUGGACUUAAUUUUAAGUCCUUUAUAGUGGCAAUGGACAACUUUUUUGGCUUAAACUUAUCACUGAGAAGUGAAUGUUGAUUGCACAACGUAAUGGCUUGGGAAUAAUAUCACCACGUUUAGAUUGAUUCCCUGUCUAGUGCUGCAGGAAUGAGUCCUAAAAACCCGGAAGUACGUUAGCAUUUUAGCUUUUCCGGUUCCCUCGUCCCAAAGUCAAUGUUUUUUUGUUUGUUUGUUUGUUUGUUUGUUUGUUUUUUUUUUUUAAGGAUUUUGGUUAGAUGCCUGAAGCAACGUUUGUGGUUCUCACAAGCGCGAGUCAUUUUCACGUGUUACUCUACGAUAUAAAAUGCGUCAUACAUAUUGCACUUGUGAUUUUUAAGCUUUUACGUGUCUAAUAGAAAAGGUUGCUAACAAGUGGCUAAAUGGGGCUACAGGGGUUGUUGACGUCAUAGGUCAGAACACACGUCUGUUUGCACCUGUCGUGAAUUCUUGUUGAAAAACUAAGGCUCACUUUACGGCACAAAGGAAGUGCACCUUCCCUGCUGCCACUGUGCAACCAAAACAGAAAGACAGCGCGUUUGUUUUCCCCGGUAGCUAGCUGUCGGUAGCGGAAAUGGCGGUUGGUGGAACAAUCGGAGUCACUGUGGAAACUUUACCCAGCAAAAUAAAACGAGCCCCGUUGACGGACGAGGCGAAGCAGGCAAAGAGGGAAAGUGCUAGCAACUGUAGCAAAACGAUGGUGAACCUCAGACGGAGAGAACCAGGGUCAGACAGGGAGAGAAAUUCAGCUCUGGACUUUUGGAAUUGUUUCACGGUCCAUCGGCUCACCGGGAUAGGUCCCGGUUGUUCCUAUGGCCAGUCCGACUGUGGCGAGAGCCCUGGGACUUUGGAGAGACUUCAAAAACCGACUGUCAGCUGGCAUUAUUCCUACUGGAUCAGUAAGUAACAAAACCUGUUUAUCAGUUAACAGCGCCAAGUGUUUUACUCUGCUUUUAUCACAGCACUGAGGUCAGGGUUUUUUUAGUUCAAAUUGGUAUUUUAAUGGUUGUUUAAUGUUUGGACAGUAGUCAGGCUGUUAGCGGCGGCCAUGUUGCUAAUGCUAAUGCUACCGCUAGCAACCAAAAACACUCAUUGUUAAAGCUCUAAAUAAAUAACACGUUUCCUAGCGGCGACCUUUCUUAAAUGAACAGUGGGGGAACAUUAACACCACUUGACAAAGCUAGAGGGGAAAAGUUGUCCAUUGCCUCUUAAAAAUGUCAAAGCAUUUAUUUUUCCGCAACACAUUUGUUUUCAAUUAAAUGGUCUGAUUUCAUGUUCUGAACAUUCAAGUUUCCUUGAAAAUAGUUUUAGUCAUUUUCAAACCUGAAGUAGAGACAUUAUUCUCUGUAUUUUGCUGUAUAUAUAUGCAAAUGGAGAAAAAAAACACACUGCUUGUCCUCAGCUGCUCGGCGACAGAAGUGGCGGUGGACUACUCAUAUAAUGCACAGUUAAAAAGUAAAUUGAAGGUCGCUUCCCUUCAAACACAGCGGGCUUUAAAAA
Lates calcarifer (barramundi perch) is the source of this 7170-nucleotide messenger RNA. RefSeq names its product ST6 (alpha-N-acetyl-neuraminyl-2,3-beta-galactosyl-1,3)-N-acetylgalactosaminide alpha-2,6-sialyltransferase 3 (gene st6galnac3). The coding region runs from base 735 to 1391 and encodes 218 amino acids. Gene Ontology annotation, biological process: oligosaccharide metabolic process; ganglioside biosynthetic process. The record is from RefSeq and is a predicted model, not a curated record. Gene Ontology annotation, molecular function: alpha-N-acetylgalactosaminide alpha-2,6-sialyltransferase activity. The transcript is spliced from 7 exons. NCBI's taxonomy places the organism in Eukaryota, Metazoa, Chordata, Actinopteri, Centropomidae.